AUGCAUGCCUCCCCCUCCACACAGUCACAUCCUGCGGAAAUCAUUUCGUCUCGGACCUUCGCUCGUCCCAUUACCUCAUGUCUGCCGUGUCGUAGUCGCAAAGUCAAAUGUGACCGUCGACAACCGCUAUGUUUGGUGUGUGAGAAGGGUGACCAUGUCUGUUCUUACGUGUCGAAGCCUCAGUCGUCAGGGCCGGCCUCAGAGUCGAACCGAAUCACCAAACGCAGCAAUGCGCCCAAGAUCUCUCCAGCCACGCUGGCCCGAAUUCAUCCUAGUCUUCAACGUCUUGGUAACUUCAUGGCGCAAGCAAAAGCAUAUGAGGCGUCGGCGCAUAGUCCCUCGUCGCGAGAGUCAUCCACACCUACACAAUCGACGCCCGCCCCCAAUAAUGCGUCAGCCCCACAGUCGCGAUCGCAAGAAGACGCACUGAUUCUCGAUAAUGGAGUUCCCCACUUUGUUUCUGGUAAACAUUGGGCCUGGAUGGCAGCAGAGCUCCAGGGAAUCCAAUCAGUUCUUGCGGAAUUCCAGGAUUCUUCACCUGAACAGGCGCUCGAAGAUGUCGUCUGGGACGCCAAUUUCCCUGUAGUUAGUGGGGCUACUUUCUGGCCCGAUACAAGAGAGGAUUGCUAUUUACUCCUUAAUGUCUUCAUGACCAAUGUCGACCCAAUUCACCGAAUUAUCCAUCGUCCAAGUUUUGCACGUCGCUUCGAUGAAUUCGUCCGCACCCGUUACCUUCUGGAUAACCAUCAAAUCCCUAUUAUGACGGAGAGCGGUAGCAGUAUGAUUUCCACUUCGGAAACUAUGGACGCAUUCGAGCCGCUAGUCAUGUCCAUAUUCUACGCGGCCGUCAACAGUAUGAAGGAUACCGUAGUGGCCUCCAUGUUCGACAGGGACAAGUCCUCCCUCAUGAAUCGAUACCGAACGGGAACGGAAGUGCAUUUGAAACGACAGACGUUUAUGACUUCGAAGAAUUUUGAGGUAUUGCAAGCAUUUGUGAUUUUUCUGACGGCACAGUACCGGGAAGAUGAUAUGGGGAAGGUAUGGCCGUUGACCGGGCUGGCUAUUCGGAUGGCGACUGUCCAUGGACUCCACCGGGACCCUUCAGCUCUGCCGCUGGGGACACUUGACGUCAUACAGGUGGAAUUGCGUCGUCGCCUAUGGGCGCAAAUCUGCUACUUGGAUUUCCGGGCGGCAGAGGAUCAUGGGUUUGCGCCUUCAAUUCAUGAGUCGGACUUUGAUACGCGUCGACCCCUCAGCCUGGAUGAUGUUGACCUGAUCGAAGGGGUGGAACCCCCAGCUGGACUCUCAGAUGCUCCUAAAUUCACCGAUAUCACCAUCUAUCUACUGCGGAUCACCGCGGUCCAAUAUUACGGGCGGUUAAUCCAGGUGACGCAUGGUUCACGAAAGCGAUUGCGCACCAGCCCCCGCAGUCCUCUGAGCGAGACUGAAGCAUUAACGGAGCUCAAAGGCUUGGUAAACACAGCCGAGACUCUCGCCAGCGAUUUUGAGAAGCAUCUUGACGAUCUCGUUCAAUAUUGUGAUAAGAGAUUGAGUAUGCAAUCAAUGGCCUUGGAUUUGAGAAACCACUUGAAAUCCAAAUUCUGGGUAAUGUUCUGGAUUCAAAUCCCUCGACAAGACCGCGAGAAGGUUAUCAGUCCCGCUAUGAGAAGAAAUUUAUUCGUGGACGCCGCCACAGCCGUAGAGAACUGGUGUACCAUCGCAUCCAGCACGGCCUGUGAACCCUUCCAAUGGCAUAUAUCCUCCCACGCCGGCUUCUACCUGAUCCUCUAUGUUCUCUCCGAACUCCGCAGUGCCGGCUUCCAAUCCCCGGAAUGGGCCGAUCUCCGCCAGCGAGGCCUCCAAUUAGCGAAUACCAUCUACGAUCUUCGGGGUCAGCAUACUGCCGGUGCAUGGCCCGCAAUCAUUUGGUUGGUGAAUCGUAUUCGAUUCCAGCAGGGUCUCGGUACUGGUAUCGGUGACAACCAGCCUACCGGGACUGGUCUAUCUGAGAAUGAUCAUGGUACGCUGAUGGAAUCUUUUGCUGCUGCUGCUCCUCCAGGCUCGGCAGGAAUGGGUCUUGAUACGGCGGAUUUCAUGGGAAUGGUGAAUCUGGAGGAUUUUGAUUUUGCAGACUUGGAUAGUAUGGAUCCGAUGGGGCUUGAUGAAUUGUCAUAG
Molecule: messenger RNA, 2175 nt
Organism: Penicillium concentricum
Lineage: Eukaryota; Fungi; Ascomycota; Eurotiomycetes; Eurotiales; Aspergillaceae
Gene: hasF
Product: Zn(II)2Cys6 domain-containing transcription factor hasF
Exons: 4
Coding region: 1-2175 (724 amino acids)
Biological process (GO): DNA-templated transcription; regulation of DNA-templated transcription
Molecular function (GO): zinc ion binding; DNA-binding transcription factor activity, RNA polymerase II-specific; DNA binding
Source: RefSeq, a predicted model, not a curated record